Messenger RNA from Lymnaea stagnalis (great pond snail), 3927 nucleotides. The record is from the annotation of a GenBank genome assembly. NCBI's taxonomy places the organism in Eukaryota, Metazoa, Mollusca, Gastropoda, Lymnaeidae.
CCAUUCAGUGGAUCUGGAUUCAGAUAAAGAAGUGGAGGCAAUAGUUUCGGGGAUCGGUGAGUAUCAAUUUGAGAGUUUAAAAAUCUUUUAUUACCACAAGUCUCGACUUAAGGGAAAGACAUUUUUUUUUAAAAGUUGAUUUGUUAAUUUAUCGUAAUACUUGAAAUAUAAUGUAGCAAUAUUUAUCCAGCUUUGUUUUUUUCUUUACAUGACUAUGCAAAAAUUGACAGCACCAAGCUCAACAGUCAAUUUUUGUUUUCAUAUAUUUUGAAAAGUGAAACUAUCUAAAAUACAAGCGCUGUAGGGUGAUUUUUGAAAAAGCUUAGAAUAAAAGGCAAAUUAGUUAAAAUACAAAGAGUGUUAAAUCUUUUCAGCCAUAAUCAUGUACUGCUCCACAUGUUUAUAAAGGAUUAUUGGUUCCCAUGAUUGACCAACCUUGUGUGUGUACUGCAAGUAUUGCAAUUAUGGUGCCACUCAGUGUAAUGACCAAAAAAAAUGUUCAAAAUUUUCAAGGCCCAUCCCCUUCAUUUUGUUCCUUUUUUUAUGCAUAGCAACUAUGCCAAGUUUCAUGGAGAUAUGCAUAGCAACUAUGCCAAGUUUCAUGGAGAUAUGCAUAGCAACUAUGCCAAGUUUCAUGGAGAUAUGAUGCAUAGCAACUAUGCCAAAUUUCAUGGAGAUAUGCAUAGCAACUAUGCCAAGUUUCAUGGAGAUAUGCAUAGCAACUAUUCAACUAUGCCAAGUUUCAUGGAGAUAUACAUAGCAACUAUGCCAAGUUUCAUGGAGAUAUACAUAGCAACUAUGCCAAGUUUUGUGGAGAAAUGGAUGUUGGGCGAAGAAACACGCAAAGCAAAGGAGACUGAGCGGAUGCAACAAGCGGUGAUAAAUAUGGAGUUCAGCAUCAGCAGUGUAAGUGAGGCUGAAACAAGUAGUGACGCUGAUGAGGACUCUGAUCGACAACAGACAGGCUCCUAGUCAACUAAAGCAAAAGUACAGGUAUAGGACUUGCAUUAGACAGAACGAAAGUCAGUGACAAGAAUGUAGCAUACAUCAUUUAAGCAGAAUCAGUUGGACAUUGUCAAAUGUGGGGUCCGUUUCGCAUUCUUUGACUCUACAAAGGCAGCCAUGGAUACAGAGCUUGACAUCAAAACAUCAGAUCAUCCUUGACACAUUGCCUUCCACCCCAUACUGUCUGAGAAACAGCUGUAUGGCAACAUACCAGGCAACUGUUCACAGCAUUUUAUAUACAACAAACUUUCCUCAUCAACAAUCCAUAGACACAGAGCAGAGACAAUGACUACAUUGUAGACCAGGCCUGCACGGCAUACGGGCCGCGCCCGCCAGCACCCACUUGGCGGCCAGCGAAGUAACGAAAUAUUCUUUAUUUUUAAUAUUUUUAUAAUAGCUUCCCCCUGGUCCUAUUUUCUUUUGGCCCGCACAAGUUUUUCAUAAAGUAUUUCGGCCGCCUUAAAUUUUGAGUUGUGCUGGCCUGUUGUAAACCAACGAAAGGUGAGGCGUUUGAAAGUGUAGCACGAUGUUGCCAAGAGAGCGCUGGCCUUGAUUCAUGCAUCCGAUGGAGUCCUGGCAAAUCAAGAGGAACAGAAAAAAUACUCACUUUAGCUCAUAGAGACACACUGCCAUGACUUCUAAAAAGCCAACAAGUCAGCCUUUACUGCAGUCCGUGUGCAAACAUCUACAUUGGCAGACAAAUAAUUGACAUUGUGACUUUUUCAGUUACUGUUUGAGUUAAACUGAUUUUGUGAAGGAUAUAUAAUUACUUUCUGAAGUAACUUUUAACAGCUACAGGUCAUGUCUCCUUUUUUUUAAAUAUUAUUUUAGAAGACAUUUUUACAGUGAAUUUUUAUGUUAAAGAUAAUACUGGAUAAUAUCAUAUAUUGCGAAACUUUGUCAGUGUAAAUAUAAUUACAAUCUGUCAAAAUUUUGUAAGCUUUUUUCUUUUCACAUUAUGAACAAACUCGAGGUGUGGGAGGAUGAAAAUUAUUUGUGAAUGGCGGCACCCUGAUAUUUACAAAUAUAUAAUAAUAAUAAUAAUAAUGAGGUCUUAAAUAGCGCUGUACCCCAGCUGGGCUCACCGCGCUGUACAUAAAAAUUUUAUCAAAACAGACAUAAUCAUGACAUUAAAAUAAAAUACAUUUAUGAAAUAAAGAACAGCAAUGUAUAUUCACCCACCCCACCACAUAACUUUUACAAAGCAAACCAUGCACGGCAGCCAGCAAGAUCAUUUAUCGGUCAGAGGAGGGGAAUCAGUCAGGGUAGUAUAAUUUAAAAAGAUAUGUACUUCAUACUGUCCUGCAAAUUUCCAUAUAUUUCACCAACAAUUUAAAAAAAAAAAAUUCUUGAACAGGUAAUGGGGAAUCAGUCAAAAAGAAAAUUCCAGUGAAUAUAAAGGAGUUCUUCGAUUUUGAUAACGAGGACUCAGCAGAUGAAGGUCAUGGAGAGCUCAGUGUGCAGUGCAGCCCUGUCAGAGUGUCCAGUAGCCUGCGCUCCGUACAAGAGAAAUCUGGUAACUCUUUUGUAUUUAUUUCAGACAUAAAAAAAAUACUUUGAUUGAGGUUUUUUUUCAAUUUAAAAAAAAACCCCCAAAAAUUGAUGUUGCGGCAGUCAUGGUUUAAAGUAGUCUAUUUAGGAUGAUUAUAGUUGAACAAUGCUGACAUGAAAUCUAGCCAAAUUGAAAUUGUCACCAAUAUCAUAGAUAUAUAUAUAAAAUAACAUCCUGUCUGCUUCCACAUCUUCAGACCCAGGAUUGUCAGAGCCAAGAUUAUUUCCAUCAGUAAAGCCCUGGCUUUUAAUCAUGCUAAUCAAAAAAAUUAAGAUCUGCCAUUUCAUAAUUAUGUGUACCUGAAUCUUUUCAGUAUUAGCCAAGUUUAAAGUUCAAGGACCGCCUGAGUUAAAAAUGAAGAACUCAUCAGCAGGACAGAAGCAACUGCUUCUGCUUUCUGGUAGAUAUUUUAUUCACAAAAUUUGCAGAUGUAUUUUUAAAAUAAUGGAAUUGUAAAUAAUUUUUUAAAUCUCUAAACUCAUAUAUGAAAUGAUUUACAGAAGUUAACACAAAAAAAACAUUUUUUUUUUUUUAGAAUUGAUGCAGUAUUAAAAAAUACACUCAAAGAUUGCUACAAUUAUUUAAAACAAUACAUUUCCAUAAAAUAUAUUAGAAAAGUAAAUUAUUUUUACAGUAAUUGUUAUAUUCUAAUUUUAAAAAGAAAAAAAAUAGAUCCUCUUUUCUGUAACUUUACAAAAGCUCAUGCCAGACAUAUAGUAAUGUGCAUUGCUCAUAUUUAACAGUCAGUAACAAGACAGACAAGCAAAUGGUGUUAAAAAGUAUACAGCUACUGUCCAGUUCUAGUCCAGUACAUGAAGUUGGCAUGUGUGGUGAUGAUAGGUAGGACCAACGAUCAUAUGUUAAUGCUCUGCUAAUGAUGUCAUUUAUAUAUUGCAUCUAUCCAUAAUUAGCUUCUAAGCUUUGUUAAUGGUAUCAUGUAUAUAAAGCAUAAUAAUAAUAAAGUUUAUUUCAAAAACCUGCUUCAUCCCCAAAGGCUCGAAGCGCGGUACAAUGUCAAAAAAAAACAACAACUAUACCACAUUUAAAACAAACGCAACACUACAAAACUAAUUACAAGCAUACCAAGUCAAAGUCUUUCUACCCAUGUAUUGCUAAUAAGCUCUGUUAAUGAUAUCAUUUAUAUAUAACAUCUAUUCAUGUAUUGCUACUGACCUCUUCUAAUAUCAUUUACAAAUUGCAUCUAUCCAUGUAUUGUUAUUAAUUAAAGAUACUAAUGUCCUUUAACCUACCAGUCUAUCCAUCUUUUUAAAAUGCCAGUCGCUCUUCAGCCAAGUGGGAGAGCUGCCACCAACUAAUAAACUUAGAAUUUCCCAAACGUACACAUGCAUUUCCCGUUAUACUGUGCCCAC